CCGUUGUUUGUGUUCCAUAGCAUCUCGACCGGUUUUCACUUUUGUGGAAAAUUCAAAAGACUACCGAAGCCAAAGAAUCUCAAGAUGAAAAUCGAUCUGACUGUCGACCAGGGGCCAUGCAACACAGAUCUCCGGAGCUGGUGCCUUGGCAUAGCGAUCUAUUCGCUGGUGGCCAUCACAUUCAGUGUGCUCUUCGCGCCAACGGUGGUAAACUUUGUUGGCUUUGCCAUUACAGUUACAGCUAAUGUUUUAUUGCUGAUCGGUUGCCUGAAGUACAAGCGCCUGCUGCUCCUCGGCUGGCUGAUAUACGCCUUGCUCUGUGCCAUCGGUUUCCCAUUUGCCAUAUUCGGCGUCAUCUUCCACUACGGAGGGUAUCGCGAGUCCACCGGAUUCAAUAAUAUAUUUGGCGCCUUGCUUUCGUAUAUUUUGCAGAUUGUAAUCGUCGCCUUCUGCGCUCGUCUUAUCUAUUCCUACUACCUGCAGCUAAAGAACCGCGAGGGCACUCCUCAGGCCGUGCCUGUUGUUUGAGUCUCAUAUUCGGUAAAGACGGCGAUUCCCCUAGUUUUGUGUCUCCCCAUCCUCAUCCGAUUUCUUGCUGGGUUGUUCUUGGAAUAAAAUACGUUUUUGUAUUUGAUUGCAA
Molecule: messenger RNA, 640 nt
Organism: Drosophila persimilis
Lineage: Eukaryota; Metazoa; Arthropoda; Insecta; Diptera; Drosophilidae
Exons: 4
Coding region: 85-528 (147 amino acids)
Source: RefSeq, a predicted model, not a curated record